GAUGCCGGCCUGCUGUCUUUGAAGAGGAAUGGGAAGAAAGAUGAAACCAUCCGCACUGAACUAGACAUGAACUCAUGCAAAGGAAAACACAUCGGCUGCUUUGAAAUCACUGUGUACGAUCAGGAGUACUUCCAGGGCAGGCGUAUGGAGUUCACCGCCAGCUGCCAGAACAUCAUGGAGUGUGGGAUGGAGAACAUUCGCUCCCUGAAGGUUGAGUGUGGCGCCUGGGUGGGCUACGAGCACUCCAGCUUCUGUGGCCAGCAGUUUGUCCUGGAGAAGGGAGACUACCCUCGCUUUGAGGCCUACAGUGGCAGUAACUCCUACCGCAUUGAGAGGAUGAUCUCCUUCAGGCCCAUCUGCUGCGCUCACCACAAGGAGUCUCGCAUGACCAUCUUUGAGAUGGAGAACAUGAUGGGUCGUCAGUUCGAGCUGUGUGAUGACUACCCCUCCCUGCAGGCCAUGGGCUGGAUGAACAACGAGGUUGGAUCCAUGCUCGUUCAGUCUGGAGCCUUCGUGUGCUACCAGUACCCUGGAUACCGUGGCCACCAGUACAUCAUGGAGUGUGACUGUCGUGGAGGAGAGUACAAGUGUUACCGUGAGUUUGGCUCCCACUCCCAGACUCCCCAGAUUCAGUCCAUCAGGAGGAUCCAGCACUGAGGGGGGACCUUUCCUUUACACUUCCUCAUCUCCUUCCCCUCC
Molecule: messenger RNA, 699 nt
Organism: Lates calcarifer (barramundi perch)
Lineage: Eukaryota; Metazoa; Chordata; Actinopteri; Centropomidae
Product: beta-crystallin A1
Exons: 5
Coding region: 67-657 (196 amino acids)
Biological process (GO): lens development in camera-type eye; visual perception
Molecular function (GO): structural constituent of eye lens
Source: RefSeq, a predicted model, not a curated record